Molecule: messenger RNA, 1401 nt
Organism: Cajanus cajan (pigeon pea)
Lineage: Eukaryota; Viridiplantae; Streptophyta; Magnoliopsida; Fabales; Fabaceae
Source: RefSeq, a predicted model, not a curated record
CUAAAUUUGGUUUGUGACAGGUUCCAUUCCCUGCAUCAUACCCAAUUUCGGACAAAUUACUCACUCUUCAUGCCCAUUUAUGAUUACAUUUAUGGUACUAUGGACAAAACUACAGACACCACAUAUAAUAUAUCAUUGAAAAGAGAAGAAACUUCACCAGAUGUGGUACAUCUAACACACCUUACAACCCCAGAGUCUAUCUAUCAUCUAAGGUUGGGGUUUGCUUCCUUGGCCUCCAAACCCCAAUCUUCUGAAUGGUACCUCUAUUUGAUGUGGCCUUUCACUCUUUGGUCUGUUCUUGUGACUUGGUUUUAUGGCCAAACGUUUGUCUUAGAGAGGAAUGCUUUCAAAACACUCAAUUUGCAAUCAUGGGUUAUACCAAGGUUCCAUGUACAAUAUCUUUUCAAAUGGCAAAGGGAAACAUUGAACAAACUUAUAGAAGAAGCAAUACUUCAGGCUGAGUUGAGCAAAGUUAAGGUUUUAAGUCUAGGUCUUUCAAAUCAGGGAGAUUCACUCAAUAAAUAUGGUGAACUUUACUUGAAAAGAUACCCCGAACUUAAAAUAAAGAUCGUGGACGGCAGUAGCUUAGUUGUGGCCAUUGUUCUUAACAAUAUUCCCAAAGAAGCAAGCCAAGUGCUUCUUUGUGGCAAACCUAAUAAGAUUUCAUAUGCCAUUGUGAGUGCUUUAUGUGAAAGGGGUACAAAGGUUACAACUAUGUAUAAGGAUCAAUAUGACAAUCUUCAAUUAAGGCUCUCCACUAAGUCCAAAAAGAAUUUGGUUUUCCCAGGAUCCUAUACUGCAAAGAUAUGGCUAGUGGGAGACCAAUGUAACGAGGCUGAACAAAAGAAAGCACCAAAAGGAUCACUGUUCAUACCCAUUUCCCAAUUCCCUCCAAAGAAACUUCGCAAAGACUGCUUCUACCACAGCACACCAGCAAUGAUAGCUCCCCCUUCUUUAAUGAAUGUGGACUCUUGUGAGAACUGGCUUCCAAGAAGAGUGAUGAGUGCAUGGAGAGUCGCUGGAAUAUUGCAUGCCUUAGAAGGUUGGAACGUUAAUGAGUGCGGAAAUGUCAUGUUUAGCGUUGAGAAAAUAUGGCAAGCAAGUCUUCAGCAUGGGUUUAGGCCACUCAAGAUUAAUCCCCUUUCUUCAAUUCUAAAUUAAUUAGCAUUAUAUAAUUCUAUAUCAGUGUGUGUUUAUAUAUACAUAUGUCAACGGUUGAUCAACUACCUUAUGAUAUUUCCAAAUGAAAUAUGAAUUCUAUCAAACUAUAUAGCUUAUGUAACAUUAUGACAUACCAUAUAGCUUAUGUAAUAUUAUAGCAUACCUCUACAUUGUGUCUCAUGGUACAUGUUGUGUAAUAGAAAGUAUGUUUAAAUGGUGUAGAAAUGGUCCUUUCGAAAA